UCUCUCUACUCUCUCUCACUACUCUCCACAACUUAUUACUAACUACUCAGAAUAUUGCGCAAACACACACACACACACACAGAGAAGCCGUUGCACUAUACAUAGCAGCUGGAGCUAAUUAAAACACUCUCUGCUGACUGCUCUCUUUCGUAAUCUGAUCAUUACACCCAGUAAACCACCAACACCACUUCACCUUACACAGAGAGAGAGAGAGAGAGAGAGAGAGAGAGAGAGAGAGUAUAAUUAACAAGCAAUGAAGGCUUCAGGACUCCAGCUCCCAAUGUUAGGGAUCUUAAUAUUCAAUCUAUGCCAAGGUGCUCUGGUGAUCAAUGCAUUUACUAACAGUGGCAGUGGUAGAAAGCCAUACAUUGUGUACAUGGGAGAACUCCCUGAUACCAAUGACGCAGCUGGCUUUACAACGGCGGACUCGCACAACAGUCUUCUUUUAGAGGCAAUUGGAGAGGAGAGGAUAGCCAAAGAAUCCAUCAUUCAUAGCUAUACAAGGAGCUUUAAUGGGUUUGUGGCAAGGCUAUUGCCUCAUGAAGCAACUUUAUUGUCGGAAAAAGAGAAUGUGGUAUCGGUGUUUCCAAACACCGUCCGAAAACUUCACACCACAAGAUCGUGGGAUUUUAUGGGAAUGCCAGUGACAGUGACAAGGAAUGAAAAAAUUGAGACCAGUCUCAUAAUAGGUAUCUUGGAUACAGGAAUUUGGACAAAGUCGCCCAGUUUUAAUGAUGAAGGCUACGGACCUCCUCCAUCCAAAUGGAAGGGCCAAUGUGCAAAGGGAGCUAACUUCACUGGAUGCAACAACAAGGUCAUUGGUGCAACAUACUACAACUUGGACAGCGACCCAGAGGCUCGCCCGACUCCGGUAGAUCAAGACGGCCACGGCACCCACACCUCCUCCAUCGCCGCAGGUGUUUCGGUAGCCGGCGCUAGCUUGUAUGGCCUGGCGGCUGGCACCGCACGCGGAGGCGUUCCCUCGGCUCGGAUUGCAAUGUACAAGGUUUGCUGGUCCAUCGGCUGCACAGACAUGGACCUCUUGGCUGGAUUCGACGCCGCCAUAGCCGAUGGGGUCGACAUUAUAUCUGUAUCUAUAGGUGGGAGCCCGAGGCCUUUUUUUGAGGAUCCGAUUGCAAUUGGGUCGUUUCAUGCGAUGAAGAAGGGUGUAUUCGUUUCUUGCUCGGGUGGGAAUUCCGGGCCCCAGUUAAUGACCGUGGAGAAUGUUGCGCCGUGGCUCUUGACGGUUGCGGCCAGUAGCAUUGAUCGCCAGUUCAAGGCUGCUGUUAAAUUGGGCAACGGCAUCCGUGUCUCCGGAAUAUCCAUCAACACAUUCUCACCAAAAAAACAAAUGUAUCCUCUGAUCAGUGGUGCCCAAGCUGCAAAUAUCAGUGGACAACAAUAUGGAAAUGCAAGUGCUUGUGAAUGGGGGACAAUGAGCCAGAGCAAGGUGAAGGGGAAGAUCAUCUAUUGUCUUGGAGUCGGUGGUCAGGAUUCCACCAUUAAAAACUUAGGUGGGUCUGGAGUAAUUAUGUCAGCGGAUGAGGAAUCGGACAUUGCUUUCCUCUACGUUGCUCCAGCAACCACCACCGCAGCUAGAGAUGGAUCAAGGAUCAACCGCUAUAUCAACUCCACUAAAACAGCCAAAGCUGUCAUAUACAAGUCGAGAACUGUUCACAUGAAUGCCCCUUUCGUGGCUUCUUUCUCAUCUAGAGGACCACAGUCAAUCACUCCCAACAUCCUCAAGCCUGACAUAGCUGCUCCAGGACUGAGCAUACUAGCUGCAUAUUCAGAAUUGUCGUCUCUUACGGGGAUCAAUGGCGACAACCGGUUUUUCAAAUUUGACAUACUUUCAGGAACGUCAAUGGCUUGCCCCCAUGUCACAGGGGCUGCUGCCUAUGUCAAGAGCUUCCACCCAGAGUGGUCGCCUGCUGCCAUUAAGUCUGCUCUUAUGACCACAGCAACAAGCAUGAAGAUCAAGCAGCAGGAAGCAGAACUAGGCUCAGGCUCAGGCCAAGUAAAUCCAACAAAAGCAUUGGACCCUGGCCUCAUUUACGACAUUAACAAGAGCUCCUACAUUAGUUUCCUAUGCAAGCAAGGAUACAACAGCACCACUAUCCGCCUCCUCACUGGCGGCAAAAAGCAAUACAUCUGCUCCACCUUUCCCGCUGCCAAAGGAACCGAUGGCCUGAACUACCCCUCCAUGCACUUCCAGCUCCUAAACACGAACACCAUCAUUUCAGCUGUGUUUUAUCGGACUGUAACUAAUGUAGGGUACAAUAAUUCGGUCUACAGAGCAAAGGUGAGCUCGCCUGAAGGCCUUGAAGUUACCGUCAUUCCUAAAGUUGUUUCUUUCAGUCGGUUGCUCCAGAAGAGAUCAUUCAAGAUUGUGUUGAAAGGGAAGUUUAUCAAGGAUACGGAUUGGAUCUUAUCAGCAUUGUUAGAGUGGAGCGACUCUUACGAACACAUUGUUAGAAGUCCUAUCCUUGUGUAUAGGCCACUGUAUAGUGAUUUUUAGCUUCAGGGUCAUGAUUGACCUUGUUAUUUCACAUUGUUUGUUUGUUGGAAGUAUAGACUCGAUAAGCGUCAAGAACUUGGAUUCUAUUCAUAGAUACAAAUGUAAGCAUCCAAAUUUCAAAGCACAGCAUAGACAUGAGUAAAUGGAGAAUGGCAGUAGACUGUUAAAU
Molecule: messenger RNA, 2687 nt
Organism: Rhododendron vialii
Lineage: Eukaryota; Viridiplantae; Streptophyta; Magnoliopsida; Ericales; Ericaceae
Product: subtilisin-like protease SBT4.15
Exons: 12
Coding region: 254-2518 (754 amino acids)
Biological process (GO): proteolysis
Molecular function (GO): serine-type endopeptidase activity
Source: RefSeq, a predicted model, not a curated record